Culex quinquefasciatus (southern house mosquito) is the source of this 1907-nucleotide messenger RNA. RefSeq names its product recQ-mediated genome instability protein 1. Gene Ontology annotation, biological process: double-strand break repair via homologous recombination; resolution of meiotic recombination intermediates. The transcript has 2 exons. Gene Ontology annotation, cellular component: RecQ family helicase-topoisomerase III complex; nuclear body. The coding region runs from base 38 to 1885 and encodes 615 amino acids. Lineage: Eukaryota; Metazoa; Arthropoda; Insecta; Diptera; Culicidae. Gene Ontology annotation, molecular function: nucleotide binding. The record is from RefSeq and is a predicted model, not a curated record.
AGUUUGAAAAUUCCGCGGCCGGUUCCGCGCAUUCGCGAUGAUCCAAUCGGAAACGACCCGAGCGGCCCAGGUGAAGGGCCGAUUUUUGCGCGAGUACUCGAUCAAGGUGGUGGACGAGUGGUUGACCGGGUGCGUUACGUUUGGCCUGCAGGAAAAUCCCAAGAUUUCGAACGAUGCUCUGUUCCAGUUUGCGUACGACCAGUGGCUGCUGGCGGAUCUGUGCGAGGUGGGAGUUUCGACGCUGCCGGAGGUCGGGGGCGAGGGUGGUGGGUUUGUGACGUUGGGUGGGAAGUACGCGGUGCAGUUGAACUACUUGGUGGACAUUUCGGAACCGUGCUACGAUCAGUUGAGGAAGUUGUACAAUAAGAAGCUGGACGAGGCGGACGACGAGAUUCAGAUGAGGAAGAACCAGGCUCAGCACGUGAAGAAGAAACGGAUGUUGAAGCUGGAAUUGAGUGAUGGGCGGAAGACCGUUGUUGGGAUGGAGCACAGUCCGAUAGCGGCGUUGAGUACGAAGAUUCCGCCGGGGACGAAGAUGCUGUUGAUGGGACCGAUACGAUGUAUUAAUAAGGUGUUGUUUUUGGAACCGAAGAAUGUUAGGGUUUUGGGUGGUGAGGUGGACACGCUGCUGAUUACGAAUGCCUUUGAGAAUGUUCUGCUUAGGGCGCUUGGGAAAGAGUUGAAUCCGGAUCCGAAGACCGAGUACGAGGAGGUGGUCGUCGUGGAGAAGAACCGCAAUGCUGGCUACGCAAACAUUCCGACGGUACCGAUGGUGUACUCGUCUCCUACCAAGAUAAAAACUAGUAGCAGCCGGCAGGGUAACGACGAUUGGGAGGACGACAUGCUGCUCGGCAUCAACCUGGAAGCGAUUGAGGGAAGUGCUGGGCAAAAGGCCAAACCGCCCGAGCAGGUCCACACCAUCAGCACGCUGAUGGACGACGACGAUGCCGACUUGGAGAUCAUCAACCUUCCCGAGGAAGAGAUCAUGAAUCACCAGGUCUCGUCGACGAAAACUUCGCAACCUUCUCCAAAAGCACCUCCCAAGCGAGCGCCACCAGUCCGACUGCCGUCCUUUGACGGUCCCGACGACGACAUCGACGCGUUGGAAGCACUCGAGAGCGAAAUCCGAGCAGAGCAGCGCAACAACUACGAGGAACCUCCCCCAACGCCGUCAACUGCCUCACAGCUAGCGAAACGACCUCGAAUUGCUUCCCCAGCGGUGGUCUCGAGCCAACAACCGUCGACGAGCAGCAAAAACUUUGACGACAAGUGCACCGUUUCGGCGCUGUUCGACGACGACGACGACAGUCUGGAAGCGUUCGAACUCCGGGCCAAAUCCCCCGCUGUGGAAAGUGACGACCUGCUCUCACCCCGCUAUCGGUUUCAAAUCGAGGGAUACAGUCUCGUUACGGUGAACCAGAUCAACCAACUGCCGGACGCGGAUCGCACCGAUCGAACGUUUGUCGUGUUUGGCGAGGUGAUGGACGUGUUUGAGCGGGUUCGAGUGAGCGGAGGGCAGUGGAAGUUGGGCGUGCAGAUUUCGGACAGGUCGGAGCGAAUGCUGUCGGUGAGGUUCCACACGGACGUGAUUGCCGGGAUGGUUGGGCACGAUGGGGCCGCGAUGGAGACGAUGAAGCGGGACAGGAGCGAGGAAGGGUUGAAGCGGUUGCAGGAGAUUCUGAUCCGGUUCAAAAACAACCUCUGCGAGCUUCGCUCGUUCAUGCGCGUCCAGUACGAUCGCAGCGGUGACAUCCCGUUCGUAACGGAACUGUACGAGUACACCGCCCCCCGGCAAGCCACCCUGAAGGCAAAGGUCGCACGCGAAAGGUCAACCGCCCACCUGCUGGAGGUUUUACCUCCGGACUGUGAUAUCGUCAAAAGGUAAGUCAAACGCUCGUUUGUUUUUA